GCCUGUUGCGCUCGGCAAUAUGAACAUGUUCUAACGAUGAAUUGUUUAUGUUGGUUAGUCUCUGACGGUGUUUCAGAGAUCUCUGACCACCAUGCAGAUCCAGAUCCAGGGCCUGCUGCAGUUUGCUGUUCCCCUCUUCCCCUCUGCAGAGGGCGACCUCCAGGGCAUCCAGAACCUGCUCAACUCCUCGGAGGCUAGCCUGCACCAGCUGACCGCCCUGCUGGACUGCAGGGGGCUCAACAAGGACUACCUGGAUGCGCUGGUGGGCGUGUGCUACGACGGCGUGGAGGGCCUCCUGUACCUGUCUCUCUUCUCCAUGAUGGCCGCCUGCUCCUUCUGCAUCAUGCUGUGUGCCAUUCCGCGGGCCUGGAGACAGAUCGCCGCCAGGGAGCGGGACUACGACGACAUGGACGACGAGGACCCCUUCAACCCACGGGCCCGCCGGGCCGGCCACGCCCCCAACCCCGCCCACCCCAACAUGCACAGCUUCUGCAGCUACAGCAGCAGCAUGGGCAGCCAGAGCAGCCUGCACCCCCCCGCCCUGCCCACCGCCCUCUCCAACGCCCCUGUCGCCCCCGACUACAUGAACCAGGUAGCUCUGUUUGGGGGGAACCCGCGCUACGAGAACGUGCCUCUGAUUGGUCGAGGCUCACCGCCCCCCUCGUACUCCCCCAGCAUGAGGGCUACCUAUCUCUCCAUGACCGAGGAACAGAGUAGACACUUUGGGAAUGACUUCCGGGCAUAGACUGUGCGUCCUCCUCCUCCUCCUCCUGCUCCUCCUCCUCCACCACUUUCCCAGUGCCUCCUCCUGCCUGCCUGCUUCGUGCCCCCUCCCCAACACAGAGACUCCUCAGCAUGGGACCCCCCCAAAGCAGACAACGUUGUGUCCCCCUCGGGUCAAGCCGGCGACGUGAUUGGAGGAACAGCCAUCUCACGUUUUUGGAACAAAAGUUUUUUUUGACGUCCACGAAGAGCACCACUUGAACUCGACAUGAUUGUUUGCGUCGCCUGCGUUGGUCGGAUUCUUCGGACCCGCGACUCCCUUCUCAGACCCAAACACUUUUUACCACGAGAUAAAAGCAACAGAAACGCUGAUAUGCUGUCGACUUCGCCCUUGAUUGUCGCCCAGUGGCUUGCUGCUCGGACCAACAAUAUAGGAAAGGGUGUGCGAAGAAGGUCUGGGGUGAGGUCAAAGGUCAAAGGCUGCUUACUGUUUCCACUAAAUAACCUGCAAGCUGGAAAGGGACGGAUGACGGAUGAGGAUGAAAAGGUCUUUGACCGGAAGGGUGAUUUCUUGAAAUACUACUGAUUCUAAACGGUGUCCAUGAAAUGAGAUGGGGAUGGAGAGAGAGCGUGUUUUUUUUUGCCUAUUAUUUCUAUGAUUCCUGUUAUUAUUAAGCUGGCCUUUUGACCCAGGGCCGAUUCAGCAGUGAAAAGAUGUUUGGUUCUCUGCCAUAAAAUUUGCCAAACGAGAUUUAUUUUCAUUGUUUUCCGAAACGAAUCAUAGAGAACCCUUUGUUAGAUUAUAUUUUAGGCGGAUUAGAUACGAAGCAAAUAUUGCAGAACGACAGAAGUGGGAGGUUUAACAGAUAAACGUGCGUGGCAGCAACAUGUGCGUAUUUCCUGUGCGUUGUGAUUGACCUGGGUUUUCUUUUGUGAAGGCACAAAAACAAACUGUAAGCAUGUUGAAGAUAUAUCCUAAGGUGUAGCUAUCCUGUCAGUUGUUAUAAAUGUAUUACAGAUGUGCACACACAUACGCCCGCCCGCGCACACACACACACACACACACACACACACACACACACACACACACACACACACACACACACACACACACAAAGACAAAUGUAUUUCUUUUUGCUAUCUCACACUCUGUAAAUAACAUUGACAGUACAACUAGGACUUUUGCCUUUUGUUGUAUGAACAUAAUUUUAUUUUAAUUAUCUGUGUUUGUCCCAGUGUCACUCUUAGUAAUAAUAUAGAGUUGUGUUCUAUUCUUUGGCCUAGUUUUGGUACACAUUGCAUUUUUGAGAACCCCCUGUAUGAUGUAAUAUAUGAUACAAUCUCGUACAUAAAGUACAACUAAUACUAAAUAAUGCCAAAUGUUUAACAUGACUUUAGAAGUUGUGUUAAUCAGACUAUGAUAUAGGAUGACCAAGAUUUAGAAACUUAACCCAACUAAUUGUAUUGUCCUCAGUCUCAACUAAAAAAUGUUCAGCAAUAUUAUCACAUUGUUUGCCUUUGUUGUUCUCAAAUUGAUCUUAAACAGCUUACAUGUGAAUUUUGUAAUUAUUUUAUUUUUUGAUACAGUUGAUUAGGUGUUAUUUUUCCCCCAUUGCAUGUUUCACUGUCGCCUACCGCCAUGGUGCCAGCAUGGUGCUUAACUUUAUGUGCGAGGUCCAUAGAUAAUUGUGAA
Molecule: messenger RNA, 2416 nt
Organism: Gadus chalcogrammus (walleye pollock)
Lineage: Eukaryota; Metazoa; Chordata; Actinopteri; Gadiformes; Gadidae
Product: protein tweety homolog 2-like
Exons: 6
Coding region: 92-745 (217 amino acids)
Cellular component (GO): plasma membrane
Molecular function (GO): intracellularly calcium-gated chloride channel activity; volume-sensitive chloride channel activity
Source: RefSeq, a predicted model, not a curated record